CCAAUCAUGCGUAUCGUACGUUUAGAGGCCUAGCUAAGGAGGAAGGUCUUCUGUGUACUAUUUUGAGAAUGAACUACGGAUUUUCACCAGGAGAGAUAAUAAAAUUGAAUGUUGGAGGAACAAAAUUUUCAACUUCAAAACAAACACUGUCAUGGGUACCUGACUCUUUUUUCUCCAGUCUUCUGAGUGGUCGUAUAUCUUCUAUGAGGGAUGAGGAAGGAGCAAUAUUUAUUGACCGAGAUCCUGUAGUGUUCGUUCCAAUUUUGAAUUACUUGCGUACCAAGGAUUUGGAUGUGAGGGGGGUAAAUCUAACGACCUUAAGGCAUGAUGCAGAAUUCUAUGGAAUAUCCCCACUUGUGAAGAAAUUGUCAUUGUGUGAGGAUCUUGGUAGAUCAACGUGUGGUAAUGUGCUCUUUCAUGGCUAUCUCAACGCUCCAUGUUUUCCGGCUCGUAGUGAGCACCGAAACAGUAUUGCAACAGAAGCAGAGCUACAUUCCCGGCCAGGAUCAGCCCGCAGUUUAUCUGGACGAGACCACCGCCCUGUAUCUGCAACUGAGUAUACGAAAUCGGACAUUGAAAUGAGUUUAAAUAUAGACCCUAGGAAGGUGAUAAAUGUGACAGGUCAUCAUGGUUGGAUUGCUGUAGCCUACGCACACUUUGUCUGUUGCUAUCGCAUCAAAGAGUCCAGUGGAUGGCAGCUUGUAUUUACGACACCAUAUCUUGAACAAUGUAUUGAAAGACUCGCUCUCAACUCAAAGGUCGUUGGGGUCACACAGACAGAUGGUCGUGAUAAGAUGCUUGCCGUUGCGUUUGGUAGUAUGAUUCGAUUAUGGUGUUGCCAAGAUGAUAGUUUACGGAACGAAAUAGGCACAUUUGACCUGGGUGUGAGGGUCGAUUCACUAUUUUUCAUUGGCAGUCAGCUUGUUGCAACAAGCCAUACAGGAAAAGUAGGAGUUUGGCAUGCUGUAACCCGCAGUUGGCAGUGUCAGAACAUACAGCCAAUCAGUAGCUAUGAUACAGCAGGGACGUAUCUGUUGUUAGGUUGUACUAACGGCUCCAUCUACUAUAUAGAUAUGCAGAAGUUUCCUCUACGAAUGAAGGACAAUGACCUACUGGUCACUGAACUCUACGCGGAUCCAUCACAGGAUGCGGUCACAGCACUUAGUGUCUAUCUCACCCCAAAGAUUACUUUGAUGGGAAAUUGGAUUGAAAUUGCAUAUGGCACAAGUUCUGGGAAAGUACGGAUGAUUGUACAACAUCCGGAGACAAUGGGACAAGGCCCACAGCUCUUUCAGACAUUCACUGUUCAUAGAAGUCGGAUCACUAAGGUUAUGCUAUCGGAAAAACACCUGGUCUCAGUGUGUUCAGAGUCAAAUCAUGUCCGCACGUGGAAUGUAACUCGUUUCCGUGGAAUGCUUUCAACUCAGCCUGGAUCUACGCCCUUGGCGUCAUUCAAAGUGCUCUCAUUGGAUGAACCAGACUCACAUCCCAGUUAUGCAGUCGGCAAUGACAUUGGUCCCUAUGGAGAUAGGGAGGACCAGCAGGUAUUCGUCCAAAAAGUGGUUCCAGAAACGGACUUGCUUUACGUUAGAUUAUCAUCCACUGGCCACAGAGUUUGUGAGAUCCGUUCAGUGGACACAAGCUUUAUCAGUUGUUUUAGUGUACAUGAGUGCGAAGGCUCCAGUAGAAUGGGCUCAAGACCUCGUCGGUUUCUCUUUACAGGGCAUUCAAAUGGAAGUGUACAGAUUUGGGAUUUGACUACUGCUCUCGAAUCCUACUCAAAAGCUGAAAAAACUACGAAUUUAGGAGGUCCCUCACACGAGGAGCUUGUAUAUUUAAUGGGACAAUGUGAUCUGAGCUCAUCGCGUUGCACCACCCCAUCGCUUAGUCCAGCUACCUCCUUAAUGCCACUCAGAACCAGUCAGCUUCGAGCCUCCAGUAAUCACCUUGGCAACCGCAGCACAGAGGAUCUACCACUUGGAGCAGAGGGGGGACAUGAGGAGAAUGUAAAUGAUAUGAGGGUUACACACUGUUAAUAUAAUUCAUCUGGACAUGUUAUAUUUAUAUAGAGGAAGAGAAUAAGAAAGAUAAUGUAAAAAUAUCUUACAGACAAGAUUAUAGGAAUAUUAUCUUAUUGCAUUAUGUAUCAGAUUCAAGAAAAGGACUUAAUGGAAAAUUCACAGAUUAUGUACUUCAUUGUUUAUGUAUAUUUCAGCAACUUUCCAUUAUCAUAUUUGGUUAUAAACUAUUUUGUUUAAAAUACAGAUAAUCAUACAUUAUCCUCCUGAAUAUUCAUCCACCCCUAUUAAGGGGACACUAUUUCGACCACAAAAACGAGGAAAGUAUAUCUUUUACCACUACAACCAACCCCUAUUCAGGAGACACUACCAUUACGGGGACACUUUUUUGGUCCCGAAGGAGUCCCCUUAAUAGGGGACCUACUGUAUAAUUAAAUGGGAGUGGCUGGUGCAGUGGUUGUGUUUUGGGUUACCAAAAUGGAGUUCUAGGGUUCACUGAGCCUUUUGCUGGUGUAAAUGGGUACCUGGCAGGAUGUGAUAUUGAAUAUAUAAUCCCUGUGCAAUGCAGUGCUAUUAGUCUUACUCCCCAGAAGCAAAGAAGGUUGCACUUUGUGUUGGUUUGCUUAUCAAUUUUUGAAUGCAAAUAUCAGGGGUGAUAUAAUUUCGUCACAGAUAUAUCACCCCUUAUCUUUGCAUGCAAAGAAAUGUAGUUAUGACUGAUAGUCAUAACAUUUCAUCAUGGAGAAUAAUAACUUUAUGAUUAUACUGCAUAGCCUUUAUGUACGUCAUUAUUACAUACAUAUUUGUUAACAUUAUCAAGCUUUUUGUGAUAAUCCUGUGUAAUUUGCUAUUUACGACACCAUCAUACCUAUAUAUGGGUAUAUGACAUAAUCAUGCCCACAUAUGGAAAAACCACUUUUUACGUUUGUUAAGUAAAGCAAGUGUUGACAGUACUAGAGAUAUUCUGGUAAAAACUUGUGGGUUUUUCCAGAAUUUAUCAGUCGCUAUCGUCCCUAUGGAGUGUCCUAUAUAAAGAAACUACACUUUGCAUCAUUCUUUUUACAUCUAUUUUUGUUGCAUUAGAGCAGUAUAUUUUACUUUAACAUUUUGUAUUCAUGCUAUUCAAUAUUUAUGCCUCUUAAAAUGUCUUACAAUAAUAAAAUGCAAAAACCAAA
Anneissia japonica is the source of this 3193-nucleotide messenger RNA. RefSeq names its product BTB/POZ domain-containing protein KCTD3-like. Gene Ontology annotation, molecular function: protein binding. The record is from RefSeq and is a predicted model, not a curated record. Gene Ontology annotation, biological process: protein homooligomerization. The transcript is spliced from 15 exons. The coding region runs from base 69 to 2036 and encodes 655 amino acids. NCBI's taxonomy places the organism in Eukaryota, Metazoa, Echinodermata, Crinoidea, Comatulida, Comatulidae.